CAGGCGGUCUCCAUUUGGAAUGUGCAAUCGCAGCAACCGUAGCGCGCUAGCGCAUCAAAAGUGAACAUGCUCCGUUGGGUGCAAAAUUUUCGUUGGCGCUCGCUACGGUCGGGCUUAAAAUCGAAGCUUGCAAAAUCCCCGUCAGAAGGGGAUCGUCGCAUCGAGGACAACCACUCGCCGAAUACAUUAUCGGGCAGCUGUCCCUGUCACGUGCGGCUAGCGAAGGAAGCGGAUAGCCCGGCCAUCGUGCAGUUUGUGCAGGCGAUCCUGCUGCACCACGAACCGCUCGUUCGGUCGCUCCACGUGUGUCGCUCCAGCGCAAGCGAGUCCGGACUGGCCGACUACAUACGGGUGCUGCUGCCGGACAGCUUCACGCUGCUGGCGGUCAACCCCGUGCAGCCCGAACAGAUCGUAGGCAUUGCGAUUGGGCGGCGCAGCUGCCACUGGGACGGCAAGCGGCUGAUCGAGCGUGCGGAUCGAACGCGCUGUGACCAGCUUCGUAAGCUGCUUUACAUCUGGUCCAUCGUCGAGGCGGAACCGAACCUGCAUCAGCACUUUUGCACCCGCUGUCUGUUUGAGAUUGCAUUUCUCGCGACGGCCAUCGAUGCACAGCGCCGGGGCAUUGGGCUGCACCUGACGCAGCGUUCGGUCUCGCUGGCCCGAGACUUGGGAUUCCACUUCGUGCGGAUGAACUGCACCUGCGAGUACAGCUCGCGGGUGGCCACGAAAGCCGGCCUCGAGUGUCACUGGACGGUGCCGUACCAUCAUCUCGUCGACAGCACGGAGCAGCCGGUCGCGCUGCCGGACCCGCCCCACACGCAUAUCAAAGUGCACGCGAUGGCCCUGUUUCCCGACGCUGUCCAUUAAAUCCUCAUGCAGGUAAUUAAUGGCAUAAUUGCAUUUUUGCUUUCACCAUUCUGCCAACAUUGCGCACGUGUUCGGCAAGGCCUACUACCGCCAUCCCCCGUUGUUUUAUAUCACUGGAUGGAGGGGGGGGGGGGGGGUGUACUG
Messenger RNA from Anopheles gambiae (African malaria mosquito), 1011 nucleotides. RefSeq lists its product as uncharacterized. The transcript has 4 exons. Bases 67 to 867 code for a protein of 266 amino acids. NCBI's taxonomy places the organism in Eukaryota, Metazoa, Arthropoda, Insecta, Diptera, Culicidae. The record is from RefSeq and is a predicted model, not a curated record.